AUGUCGACUAGGAAAAGAUCGAGGGAGCGCGACGACAAGCGCGAGCACAAGAAACACAAGACGACGUCCAAGGAAGACGACGAGAAGAUAAAAAGUCAAAUGAAGAGGCUCAACCAACAAGUACAAAACCUCAAACACAUCGAGACAUUCUAUGAAAAACCUCCACCUGGAUACAUUAAGGAACAUGAGGAGAAGCCCGAGGACUGCAUUCCUGCUGAACCUGGAAAUGAGGGCGCGCGCAAUUUCCUGGCCAAUGCACCUACCAAGGGCCUGUGGAUGCCGCUGGGCAAGGAAGUGAAGGUGAUGCAGUGCUGGAGAUGCAAACGCUACGGCCAUCGCACAGGAGAUCGCGAGUGUCCGUUUUUCAUCAAAGGCAACCAGAAACUGGAGCAGUUCCGCGUGGCGCAUGAAGACCCGAUGUACGACUUGAUGCGGGAAAAUGAAAGGAACGAGAAAGAAAGCAGAAUCCAGCAACUGCAACAGCUUCUCCAAGACACAACGUCAUCCUCCUCGUCUUCAGACUCAGAUAGUAGUGGCAAGAAGAAGAAGAAAAAGAAGGACAAGAAGAAGAAAGACAAAAAGAAGAAGAAAAAGAAGCGGAAGAAGAAGCAUAAGCGCGAGUCGUCCUCCGAGUCUGACUGA
Molecule: messenger RNA, 642 nt
Organism: Nerophis lumbriciformis (worm pipefish)
Lineage: Eukaryota; Metazoa; Chordata; Actinopteri; Syngnathiformes; Syngnathidae
Source: RefSeq, a predicted model, not a curated record